AAAAAAAAGAAAAAAAAACCCGAAAUAAACCAAUUCUUAUAAUAAAAUGACGUUAAGCUCUGCACAACAGGAUUGUGUUGCAGCUAAGGUACUUCGUAGAGCAGAAAUAUCACGUAUGACUCGGUUAUUAAAAUCUCGACUUACUUUGGCUACAUAUAAGACUAGUCGUGGUUGGCAGAAUCUUGCACUUGAGAAUAUUGCACCCCGUCUUACUCAGGAGGUUAAAUUGAGUAAGAAUCAUCGUUCAGAUCCUUUUAUUGUGCCUACAACGCAAUCAGAAUAUUUUGUAUCGAAGAAGCGGUCUCACCCAACAGAAAAUACACCGGUCUGGUCGAACAGGGUUCGUUUACAUCAAUCGUCACCGGUUCAUAAAAACCAUUCGGUUGAUCCAUUUUUGUCAUCAAAUUAUUUGAAUACAUAUCAUUUGAUACGACCAACACAAUCGAGUCCACCUAGAACACCGCCAUAUAGACCAUCUAUGCGUACAAUGACACCUCAUACAGGAGAAGAAGGAGUUGAUUUAUUAAUAUAUUUAGCAACAUCACCUUCUCAUGCAUCAUUAUCAACUCGAUUUCCGCCAAAUACGCCUCAGAAUUUUGAUUUUUCAGACUUUGUUAAUAUUACACCUUCACCGGCACAAGUAGCAUGGUCUUCUCGAACACCGGGAAGUACGCCUGCACGAAAAAAAUUAACAUAUGAUCAAACAUUACCUUUAUCUUCUUCUCCAGCGACACCAGGUCCUACGUUAAGAGUAGAUACAGGUUCAAUGGAGCUUGGCGGAGAGCUAUCUAUAUAAAUUAAAAGGUCUUAUGUGCAUUGAGUAUUGUUUAUGUCUCUAUAUU
Messenger RNA from Pneumocystis carinii B80, 842 nucleotides. RefSeq lists its product as hypothetical. Bases 47 to 796 code for a protein of 249 amino acids. The transcript has 4 exons. NCBI's taxonomy places the organism in Eukaryota, Fungi, Ascomycota, Pneumocystomycetes, Pneumocystales, Pneumocystaceae. The record is from RefSeq and is a predicted model, not a curated record.